CUGUGGGCGACUCGUCGCCAUUACAGGCAGCGGCGGCGCUGAGGCGGGACCGGCGGCGCGAGGCGGCCCGGGGGCUCCCCUUGGCCGGCGAACUCCCCUUCCCACCGCUCUCGAGGCGCCGGCGCAGGCCGGGCCGGCUGCGGAGGCCUCGCGGGCUCCCGCGCCCCCCCGAGGCCGCUCCUCCGUCCGCGGGGCGCAGGCCCUGCCGCGCCAGGCGGCCUCUCCGACUCGGCACCGGAGGCCUGUGGCGGCCGCGCGCCGGCCCGUCUCUUCCCUCGCCCGGGCGAAGCAGCGAGGAACAUGUCGCCAUGAGGGUGGCCGAGACGACUGCGCUGCGCCGACCCCGCCGCCGGGCCAUGAGCCUGGGCCUCGGCCCCAGCCGCCAGCCGCCCUCGCCCGCCCGCCCGCCUCGUAGCGGCGCCCCCGCGCCCGCCUGCCAGCGCCAUGGACAAGAACAGCCCCUGCGGCUCCGGCCUCGGCUCCGGCUCCUCCUCCGCGACGGGAGGCAAAGGGCAGCAGCCCCGCUCUAACUCCGCCGGCCCGGCCGGGGGAGAGUCCAAGCCCAAAGGGGAAGGAAAAAAUGCAAAUGGAUCCAGACAGCGUUAUAAUCGUAAAAGAGAAACUUCAUAUCCCAAAAAUGAGACUUUCUCCAGCCAGUCCCGUCGCUCCUUUUCACAGAAAAGCAAAGCUUUUAACAAGAUGCCCCCUCAGAGGGGGGAACAGAACAGUGGUGGCAAAUCUUUUAGCCUUUCUUCUAAUGGUGGAAGACGAGAUGAGGUAGCAGAAGCCCAGCGGGCAGAGUUUAGCCCUGCCCAAUUCUCUGGCCCCAAGAAGAUUAAUCUGAACCAUUUGCUGAAUUUCACAUUUGAACCUCGUGGCCAAGCUAGCCAUUUUGAUAGCCAUGGCACCUGGGGGAAAAGGAACAAAUGGGAAAAUAAACCCUUCAACAAGGAGCUUUUCCUUCAGGCCAACUGCCAGUUUGUGGUGCGUGAUGAUCAGGACUACACGGUUCACUUCACUGACCCAGAUACCUUGGUCAACUGGGACUUUGUGCAACAAGUGCGGAUUUACAGCCAUGAAGUGCCCUCCUGCCCAAUAUGCUUAUACCCACCCACUGCUGCCAAGAUUACUCGCUGCGGACAUAUCUUCUGCUGGGCAUGUAUCCUGCACUAUCUCUCUCUGAGUGAGAAGACCUGGAGUACGUGCCCCAUCUGUUAUGGCUCUAUUCACAAGAAGGACCUCAAGAGUGUUGUUGCUCUAGAAACCCGCCAGUAUGCGAUUGGUGAUCUAAUUACAAUGCAGCUAAUGCAGCGGGAGAAAGGGGUCUUGAUAGCACUGCCAAAGUCAAAGCUAACUCAUGUUGAGCAGCCUAUUCACCUGGGAGAUAAACAACACAGCCAGUAUUCAAAGCUGCUUCUGGCGUCUAAGGCUCAGGUACUCCAGCAAGUAAUCUUGGAGGAAAAGAUGGCCCUUCUGCAUCAGUACGAAGAGGAUCAGCAUACACCUGAAGCAUGUUUCGUUGAAGCAGCCCUUCAGGAACUGAAGGGUCGAGAAGGCAACUUGAUGUCUGGCAAUAAAGAAGACAGUGAUGUUGCUGAUGUCGCUGCAGCUGUGGAAAAAUUAGUCAUGACAGAAGCUUAUGAGAAAGGAACUGCAGCGGUAUCCCAGGAGAGAGAGUGCAUUCCAGAGUAUCUCUCUGCUUUCAAUGAUGAAAUGCUGGAAUCUGCCCCUGUGGAUCCUGCGAGUGGAGAGCCGCCUCCUUUGGGGAGCGUAGAGGCGGUGGUGGAUAACGCAGCAGAACGCAACGUGGGUCCGGCAGGUGCAGGGGAAGCCAUUCUGCGUAAAUCUGCCUCUGAAAAAUCGAAGGCUGCACUUGCCAGUGGACACACACAGAGUUCUCCUUCCUACUAUUUCUACCAAGCUGAAGACGGACAGUGUCUGUAUCUGCAUCCAGUGAAUGUCCGUUGCCUCGUGCGCGAGUACGGGAGCCUUGAGAAGAGUCCAGAGAAGAUCACAGCUGCUGUCGUGGAGAUAUCUGGCCACUCAAUGACGGAGGACGUGCGCCAGCGUCAUCGUUACCUGUGUCAUUUGCCCCUCACCUGUGAGUUCAGUAUCUGCGAAUUAGCUUUGAAGCCUCCUGUCAUUUCGAAGGAAACUCUGCAGAUGUUUUCAGGUGAGAUUGAAAAACGGAAGCGCCUCAGGCAGAAGAAAGCACGGGAUGAACGACGUCGGGAACGCAGGAUUGAGAUGGAAGAAAACAAGAAGCAAGGCAAAUAUCCAGAGGUCCAUUUCGCUUUAGAGAACCUGCAGCAGUUUCCGGCCUUCAGUGCCUGUUCAGGGGAACACGUUGGCCCUGAGAACCAGAGCGACGCGCUACUGGCUUGUGUUGGAGGAAGUCCCGCUCCCCAGACAGAGUCCUUGUUGACUCCACUGUCAUCUGCCAGCCUUGGCAGUCCCACGUUAUUUAUUGGAAGUCUGGAGGAAGACGCUGCCUUCCCUUCAUUUGCCCAGAUGCUGAGGGCUGGAAAAGCCAAACCAGAAGUAUGGAAUAGUUCUCAGCCAAAGAAGAAAGAAGAGAUGACCGCUGGGGCACCUCCAGCUCCAGGAGAUAGCGAUGGGGAGAGCGAUAACUCCGACCGUGUGCCCGUGCCUAGUUUCCAGAACUCGUUCAGCCAGGCUCUUGAGGCAGCCUUCCUCAAACUGGACAAACCGUCCACUUCUGACCACCUCUUAGAGGAGAAAAGAGGCAAGAAAAAAAAGCAGAAGCAAAAGCUGUUGUUCAGUACUUCGGUGGUUCAUACCAAGUGAUCCUACUAAUGAGCAAAUUCUUCCUCCUCUUGAUUUAUUUGGUUUGCUUUUGUGUUUUUGCUGCUAUAGAUAAAUUAUUUUAGUUUGAACACAAUCUGUUUCGGGGAAGCGGGAGGGUUAGGGAUCAAAAAAUGAGCAUAUGUUGUUUGCUUGCUGAUACCAAACUGAAGUAUUGCAUCACAUACCCUUAGCCAAAAGGACGUGGGCUAUGUCAGGCCGGCCCCUUUUACCCGACUUACAGUUGGACCGCAGAAGCACAGCACGACGGGUGGAGGGCGGGCCUGCUUUUGCCGUUCGGGGGGCAGGCAGUGUUGCAUACGACCAGCCUGGGGCUGCAGCGGGCGAAGAGCAGCCAGCCUUUUAUUGCCUGCUUGUUGCCCCCCUUUGGACAUAGGCAAGACACCAGCUGAUAGAGGGCGCACUGACUGCUGUGCCCGCUUAAUUAGAGCCUUGAUGAAGAAUAGGUCGUGGUGCAAGUAGCUCGGUUCCCGCUUCCAGUUGCUAUUCUUAACCUUUCCCCAAAGGGCAGUGUUUGCAGAAGUUUUGUUGGAAGAAACCUGCUGUAGUCAGUCCGCGUGCAGCGGCCGCUUUUGGAGUCAUGGUGCUAAUUCCUGGGGGGGGGGGAGGGAUAAGGAACAGUGUUUCCCUUCGCACGGAAGGAGCCCGGCGCCCGGCGUUUGCUUGGCGCCCAGAUUCCACUUGGUCAGGAUGAUGUGUGUCCUUUUCCCACCUUUGUUCCUUUUGUCCGAGAAAGUCUCUUGUUCUGCGCUGCUUUUGGCUUGAUCUGAAAUUAAUUAGUACUAAAGUGUCACUUCCAUUGACUACAAUGAAGUUCGGUGUGCUACAGCAGGAAAGGUAAAUAGUGGCAAUAAACCACAUGCACAACAA
Candoia aspera is the source of this 3696-nucleotide messenger RNA. It is a transcript of the gene RNF10, whose product is annotated as ring finger protein 10. The coding region runs from base 445 to 2808 and encodes 787 amino acids. NCBI's taxonomy places the organism in Eukaryota, Metazoa, Chordata, Lepidosauria, Squamata, Candoiidae. Gene Ontology annotation, molecular function: transcription cis-regulatory region binding. The record is from RefSeq and is a predicted model, not a curated record. The transcript is spliced from 17 exons. Gene Ontology annotation, biological process: positive regulation of myelination; positive regulation of transcription by RNA polymerase II.